This is a messenger RNA of Closterium sp. NIES-65, 4152 nucleotides long. Lineage: Eukaryota; Viridiplantae; Streptophyta; Zygnematophyceae; Desmidiales; Closteriaceae. The record is from the annotation of a GenBank genome assembly.
AUGUCGACUAAACUGCAGGUCUCGAAGGCGGUGACCAAGAAAAACACAGCCACGGGUGGCCCCGUGCAAAGUCCAGGCAAGGUGCAGAAUGGUACGAAGAAGAAGAGCACGGAGGCUGCACCCAAACCCCGGACAUCUAGCGGUGACGGCCCUCCUGGUGGCGAGGUUCGCAAGUCCAGCCGCCCUCGAAAGGCGAAAGUGUGGUUUGAGGAAGGGGCGGAUGCUACCGAAGAAGGUGCUGAUCCUGUUAAGUAUGUCGGGAACAACCUUGAUGGCGAGGAUGUGGACAACCAGAAACACGAGGACGAAGCUGAGGCCAACGGCAAGUCGGGUGACGUGGGCGAAAACGAGGUGGACGAGGCAGUAGACGAGGCCGGCGACGAGCCGGAAGAGGAAGACUUGGCGGAGGACGAUGCUGAAGAGAAGGCGGAUGAAGAGGAGGGUGACGAGGCGGAGGAAGAGGAGGGUGACGAGGCGGAGGAAGAGGAGGGUGACGAGGCGGAGGAAGAGGAGGGUGACGAGGCGGAGGAAGAGGAGGAUGAUGAGGCGGAGGAAGAGGAGGACGACGAGGUGGAGGAAGAGGAGGACGAGGAGUCUGAGGAAGGGCAGGGGGAUGAGGACGAGGCUGAGAAGGGAAGUGAGAAAGGCGAUUCGGCGGAAGUGGGGGAAGGUGCGGAUGCGCACAAGCCUCAAAUCACAAGGAAGGCUAGCUUUGACGAGAUGCUGGAAGAGCAGGGUGACGCUGAUGACGAAGACAUGGAGGAUGAGGCUGCGGCUGAGGAACGUGCUAUGCUGCUUGGGAAGCUGAAGGCACUCGAUGAGAUCAAGGAACCCGUUGUCAGCUCGAAGCCUGCUAGAAAGGGUGUGAAACGUCUUCCGCGUUCAGAACCCUCUAAGGUUCCUGCUAAGCCACCGCGAGGGAAAGAUGCAUUCACAUCGGCUAAGGGAAAGGAUAAAGUUCUGGCGACCGAGAGUAUUCUCGGUGGGAAGUCGAAACGGGAGUUCGCCUUGGUGGUUGGCGGUGCGCAGAAAAAGCAGAACACCGGUGAAGUGUCGGCCAAACCGAAGUCAACUCCUACGGCAGCAGGUGCUGGGACCAGCGGGGGAAAGGCCAAGGCAGGCGCUGGGGCAAGCGGGGUAAAGGCCAAGGCAGGCGCUGGGGCAAGCGGGGUAAAGGCCAAGGCAGGCGCUGGGACCAGCGGGGUAAAGGCCAAGGCAGGCGCUGGGACCAGCGGCGUAAAGGCCAAGGCAGGCGCUGGGGCUAAACCGACCUCUAAGGAGGCCAACACAAAAACCAAAGUCACCUUUCCUCCAUCUCUUCCGUCCCGUAUACAAUCAACAGCUCCCAAUCAGUACUCUGGAGCUGCACCACCGGUGAAGGUGAUCUCUGAAGCCACCAAGCGCUAUGAACUCGUCCCUGUCAAGAAAACCUUGUUUGUGGCGGCAUCCUGUGAUCGCCGCCAGGAGCAUGGUGGUGUAUCAAACGUGGAGCUUGACCAAUUCGAGCGACGCGUGAUGGCAAGGUUCGUCGAGAUGCUGUCGGCCAUACUUCGGGGUGCUGGUCCAUCCGUCCCAAUCGGAGCGCCUGCAGCAACUCCUCCUCAUUCUGGCCCGAGCACCAGCUCGUCGGAAGGCCUUCCCUCCAGCAAUAGUCCCCUGGCAAACCAUCGCGAAAUCGUGUACAAAGCGGUAGUCGACUUCAAGGCACCUCCUAACCACAACAUUAAACCCCGCUUGCUUCCCCACCCAGGCCUAGGGAGGCAUAGGGUGGUCAGGCUUUACCAAAACCCCAACUCCCCUCUGCUUGCCUGCCCACUCUCCCCUCAAUCCGAAACCACACCUGCUACCCUAAAUACAGGCCUAGGGAGGCAUAGGGAGGUGAGGCUUUACCUAAACCCCAACUCCCCUCUACCUGCCUGCCCACUCUGCCCUCAACCCGAAACCCCACCUGCUACCCUAAAUCCAGGCCUAGGGAGGUUUAGGGAGGUGAUGCUUUACCUAAACCCCAACUCCCCUCUGCUUGCCUGCCCACUCUCCCCUCAACCCCAAACCCCACUUGCUUCCCCAUCCAAGCCUAGGGGGGAGGUGAGGCUUUAUCUAAACCCCAAAUCCCCUCUGCUUGCCUGCCCACUCUCCCCUCAACCCGAAACCCCACUUGCUUCCCAUCCAGGUUUAGGGAGGCAUAGGGAGGUGAGGCUUUACCUAAACCCCAACUCCCCUCUGCUUGCCUGCCCACUCUCCCCUCAACCCCAAACCCCACUUGCUUCCCCUUCCAGGCAUAGGGAGGUGAGGCUUUACCUAAACCCCAACUCCCCUCUGCUUGCCUGCCCACUCUCCCCUCAACCCCAAACCCCGCUUGCUUCCCCAUCCAGGCAUAGGGAGGUGAGGCUUUACCUAAACCCCAACUCCCCUCUACCUGCCUGCCCACUCUGCCCUCAACCCGAAACCCCACCUGCUACCCUAAAUCCAGGCCUAGGGAGCCUAGGGGGGCUUAGGGAGGUGAGGCUUUACCUAAACCCCAACUCCCCUUUGCUUGCCUCCCCACUCUCCCCUCAACCCCAAACCCCCCUUGCUUCCCCAUCCAGGCAUAGGGAGGUGAGGCUUUACCUUAACCCCAACUCCCCUCUUGCUUGCCUGCCCACUCUCCCCUCAACCCGAAACCCCACCUGCUACCCUAAAUACAGGCCUAGGGAGGUGAGGCUUUAUCUAAACCCCAACUCCCCUCUUGCUUGCCUGCCCACUCUCCCCUCAACCCGAAACCCCACCUGCUACCCUAAAUACAGGCCUAGGGAGGUGAGGCUUUAUCUAAACCCCAACUCCCCUCUGCUUGCCUGCCCACUCUCCCCUCAACCCGAAACCCCACUUGCUUCCCAUCCAGGUUUAGGGAGGUGCUACUUGGGGAGGUUACCAGCAGAUCUGCUUGCCCCACUCGAGUUCUACACGGAUGAGGAGCUCAUUGCACGUUACAAGGAUGGGGAGAGGGGGCUGGCAUGGCAUCGGGAGCUCCUCAUCCCUUUCGGCAGCCUCAUCUUCUCGGUGUCCAUCAAGUUGGCUUUGGCGCGUCGUGGGGUCAAUUCUGAGAAGAUUAAGACCCGCCAGCUGGGUUGGAUCCUAUAUGCGUUUGAGUGGCCAAUCCUCAACAACGCGCCUGAUGGGAAGUUGAGUGGCAAGUGGGAGUACAAUCGGAUCCAGUACGAGGAGAUGUGCACCCGUGUGAAGCGGGAGGUCGAGAUCGCUGUCAUUGACCAUGGUGUCCCAUACGCCAAAAACACGAACACAUUCAACUUCCCCAACGGCGUCUACAUCGACGCGUCUGACAUGGAGACCCUUGUCAGCAGGGUGCAGGUAACAUUGCUGAAUUCCUCCCAUCUCAUCCGUCCCCUUCCUCCCAUCUCAUCCGUCCCCUUCUUCCCAUCUCAUCCGUCCCCUUCUUCCCAUCUCAUCCCUCCCCCCUCUUCCCAUCUCAUCUGUCCCCUUCCUCCCAUCUCAUCCGUCCCCUUCCUCCCAUCUCAUCCGUCCCCUUCUUCCCAUCUCAUCCGUCCCCUUCUUCCCUUCUCAUCCGUCCCCUUCCUCCUAUCUCAUCCGUCCCCUUCCUUCCAUCCCCUUCCGUCCCCUAUGCCUCUUUGCACAGGCUGCACGACCUGCACUAGCCCGGGUUGUCACCCCAAACCCGUAAUCACGGAGGUUAGCAGCAGCACUAGGGGGAUCGGUGCAGGGCGUAGCAGUGGCAGUAGCAACCUGCAGGAGCAGCACGGAGACAGGGGCGUAGCAGUGGCAGUAACAACUAGUAGCCGCAGCAUGGGGACAUGCGGAGCAGCAGUGGCAGCAACGGGACAGGUGCGGAGCAGCAGCGGCAGCAUGGGGACAGGUGUUGAGCAGCAGGGGCAGCAGGGGGACAGGUGCGGAGCAGCAGUGGCAGCAUCGGGACAGGUGCGGAGCAGCAGUGGCAGCAUCGGGACAGGUGCAGAGCAGCAGUGGCAGCAUGGGGACAGGUGCGGAGCAGCAGUGGCAGCAUGGGGACAGGUGUGGAGCAGCAGGGGCAGCAUGGGGACAGGUGCGGAGCAGCAGUGGCAGCAUGGGGACAGGUGCGGAGCAGCAGGGAAGGAUGUGGCAGUGCUCUUAUCAUCAGUAGAACCAACCCACCAUCAGUAG